Polyodon spathula (Mississippi paddlefish) is the source of this 2328-nucleotide messenger RNA. Its product is annotated as ribose-phosphate pyrophosphokinase 2. Gene Ontology annotation, biological process: purine nucleotide biosynthetic process; 5-phosphoribose 1-diphosphate biosynthetic process. The record is from RefSeq and is a predicted model, not a curated record. Gene Ontology annotation, cellular component: ribose phosphate diphosphokinase complex; cytoplasm. Bases 290 to 1246 code for a protein of 318 amino acids. Gene Ontology annotation, molecular function: ribose phosphate diphosphokinase activity; magnesium ion binding. NCBI's taxonomy places the organism in Eukaryota, Metazoa, Chordata, Actinopteri, Acipenseriformes, Polyodontidae. The transcript has 7 exons.
GAACUACAUCUUUGAAUUGCGCUACGUCUAAGUACGAGAGUCCUGUACCCAUAUAUAUGCUUGUACCUUUAACAAACUGAGCAGAAGGUGUAGGGGAGGAGAGGGGGAAGGGUCCAGCGCGUCGGUUCCUUUCGGCAAACCCGCUCCUUAACAAGUUCUUUCAGAAAAAAACAAGACAGAGAAGACAUCUUUCAAUACCACCGCGAGAAAAUAAUAGCCUGAAGAGACUUUGCAAUACUGCAAUUGUUCAUCCUUCCCUUCCCGCGCUGUACAUCAUAACCCUUUCGCCAUGCCAAAUAUAGUAAUUUUCAGUGGCAGUUCCCACCACGAUCUGUCACAAAAAGUGGCAGACAGGCUCGGACUGGAACUAGGAAAAGUGGUCACAAAGAAAUUCAGCAACCAAGAAACAUGUGUCGAGAUUGGAGAAAGCGUUCGGGGGGAGGACGUCUACAUUGUGCAGAGUGGAUGUGGGGAAAUAAAUGACAACUUGAUGGAGCUGUUGAUCAUGAUCAAUGCCUGUAAGAUUGCGUCAUCUUACCGGGUGACUGCAGUUAUUCCAUGCUUUCCUUAUGCCAGACAAGACAAGAAGGAUAAGGGUCGUGCUCCCAUCUCUGCAAAGCUUGUAGCCAACAUGCUGUCAGUUGCAGGAGCAGAUCACAUCAUUACCAUGGACCUGCAUGCUUCACAGAUUCAGGGUUUCUUUGACAUUGCUGUGGACAAUCUGUAUGCAGAGCCUGCUGUUAUUCAGUGGAUUAAAGAAAAUAUCCCAGAAUGGAAAAACGGUAUCAUUGUGUCUCCUGAUGCCGGGGGAGCAAAAAGAGUCACCUCAAUUGCUGACCGACUGAACGUGGAGUUUGCCCUCAUUCACAAAGAAAGAAAGAAAGCCAAUGAAGUGGAUCGAAUGGUGUUAGUGGGUGAUGUGAAAGACCGAGUGGCUAUUCUCGUAGAUGACAUGGCGGACACAUGUGGCACAGUCUGCCAUGCUGCUGACAAAUUGUUAUCUGCAGGUGCUACCAAGGUGUAUGCUAUACUGACCCAUGGGAUCUUCUCUGGCCCUGCCAUUUCCCGGAUAAACAAUGCUGCAUUUGAGGCUGUUGUAGUUACCAACACCAUUCCACAGGAAGAAAAAAUGAAACAGUGCCCAAAGAUUCAGGUGAUUGAUAUUUCAAUGAUCCUUGCUGAAGCCAUCCGAAGAACACACAAUGGAGAAUCUGUGUCUUACCUGUUCAGUCAUGUCCCGUUAUAAUAGAGAAGAAAAGAAAGACCUACAUUUUCUUCUGCUUCUUCAAGCUUCCAGUUGUGACACACCUACCUGAAACAGUGCAGAGCCAAAGCAAUUCUGACCUGCACACAAAUGACUUAAGCAUUUCUUGAGUAGCCAUUCCAGCUACAGGGGCCAUUUCUUCACAGAUCUUUCCACACCUUGAUGCCAGGGCGCAUUCAUACUUCAUUCCCCAGAACAAUGAAUGUUGCCUUAAAGCAGGGGCUUGGCUUACCUUAUACCUAUUGAUUGUAGUUUUCGGGUUUUAUUUUUGAUCACAUGACGUCCCUUUUUUAAAACUUAUUUUGAGCCGAUUUCUGUUUCCCAAUUAAACUCAGUAAAACCUGUUAAUUACAAAACAAUGUCACUUGUUUUACCUUCAUAUCUUGACUGAGCCUGAUUUGGUUUCUCUUUAUUUUUAUUUCAAAGAGACGUAUCAAAUUUAUCUGCACACGUGAACUGCUGAUUGCUGAUCGUAAUUGCAUUUUGUUCUUGCAGUCGCUUAGUUUCUUUUGUUAUUUUCACUCGUUUUAACAGAGUUGUCCUGACUGCUUUUACUUUUCAGUGUAAAAUACCCACAACGGAAUUUAUACUGGUAGCAUGUCCAUUAUUUAAAAUAGCCUUGAUUUGUAGCAAAGAGGAACAUCAUCUUAAACCUAGUCCUUAAUUAGUAGUUUUCUCUUUAUUAGGAUGCAGAGACAGCUUAACAACGACUAAUUUAGGGAGGUAGAGAUUUGAAAAAUAAAAACCGAAAAGUUCAAGCUGUACUUGUACCUCAUUGUGUUUGCAACUCAGUCUGAAUGACAAAUUGAGUUGGUCUUCUUUUAAAAUGCUUUAAUAGCAGAAUCAGUUUUUUAUAUAUAAUACAAAGAAUUUAGCUACCUUAUGUCAGUAGUUUGGGUGAAGACCCUGUUCACUUGCUAUAUAAAGUCUUAAUUUUAUGUCUCACUUUUAAAUGACACAGAAGCAUAUGUUUUGUUGGCGUUGUUUAAAAUGUUUUUCAGUAAUUUUUUGUAUUGAAUGCUCAGGAUAUUUGCCAGUGUGAUUUGGAAUUGAUAAAAUGUCUG